This is a messenger RNA of Capsaspora owczarzaki ATCC 30864, 3720 nucleotides long. RefSeq lists its product as hypothetical. The coding region runs from base 24 to 3557 and encodes 1177 amino acids. The record is from RefSeq and is a predicted model, not a curated record. The transcript is spliced from 6 exons. Lineage: Eukaryota; Filasterea; Ministeriida; Capsasporidae. Gene Ontology annotation, biological process: pyruvate metabolic process; gluconeogenesis. Gene Ontology annotation, cellular component: cytoplasm. Gene Ontology annotation, molecular function: pyruvate carboxylase activity; metal ion binding; ATP binding.
CUUCUCACUCUUUUUGAAAGCGAAUGGCGUCCCAAGUUCCAACUGAGCUUCCCGUGCUCUCGUUCGACGAGAUUCGCGGUGAGCUCGAGCCGUCAAUGCAGUCUGUCAGCAAGAUUAUGUGUGCCAACCGCGGAGAAAUUGCCAUCCGAGUCUUCCGCGCUGCGCACGAGCUCUCUUUGCGCACUGUCGCCAUUUACAGUCUUGCCGAUCGUUUUGCCAUGCAUCGCUCAAAGGCCGACGAAGCGUACGAAGUCUCUGGUCCAAACGUCACUCCCGUUGGCGCCUACCUGGACGUCGAUCGCAUUGUCGCGUUGGCUGUGAAAUCGGGUGUUCGCGCCAUCCAUCCAGGCUACGGCUUCCUCUCGGAAAACUCGACCUUUGCCCGCGCUGUGGAGAAGGCCGGCAUUGUGUUUGUCGGCCCCGAUCCGGACGUCAUUGACAAGAUGGGCGACAAGACUCAGGCGCGCACGGCUGCCAUUGAGUGCGGUGUCCCGGUUGUUCCUGGCAGCAACGGCCCAGUCCCGUCACUGGAGGCCGCUGAGGCCUUUGUCAAGCAGCACGGGCUGCCAGUCAUCAUCAAGGCUGCGUUCGGCGGCGGCGGUCGCGGCAUGCGCGUGAUCCGCAACGAGUCCGAGCUCAGCGAAGGCUACCUUCGUUGCACCUCCGAGGCCAAGUCCGCCUUUGGUGACGGUACCGUGUUUAUCGAGCGUUACAUUGAAAACCCUCGCCACAUCGAGGUCCAAAUUCUGGCCGACAACUAUGGCAACGUCGUCCACCUGUUUGAGCGCGAUUGCUCGGUGCAGCGUCGCCACCAGAAGGUGAUUGAAGUGGCCCCGGCCGUCAACCUCCCCACCAACGUUCGCGACGCGAUUCUCGAGAGCGCGCUCAAGCUGGCUCGCCACAUCAAGUACCGCAACGCCGGCACGGUCGAGUUUUUGGUCGAUCCCCAGCACCGCCACUACUUUAUCGAGGUCAACCCCCGCAUCCAGGUCGAGCACACCAUCACCGAGCAAAUCACGGGCGUCGAUCUUGUCGCUUCCCAAAUCCGAAUUGCCGCCGGUGCUUCGCUCGAGUCGCUCGGUCUGCAGCAGUCCAACAUUUCCGUGCGCGGCCACUCAAUCCAGUGCCGCGUGACUGCCGAGGACCCUGCCAACAACUUUAUGCCCGACACGGGCAAGAUUGUCGUCUACCGAACCUCGUCCGGCAACGGCAUCCGUCUCGACGGUGGCGCUGGUUUUGCGGGCUCGAUCAUUACUCCCCACUACGACUCGCUUCUCGUCAAGAUCAUUUCGCACGCGUCGACCUACCAGAGUGCCAUCCGCAAGCUGCUGCGCGCCAUCACCGAGUGCCGCAUUCGUGGCGUCAAAACCAACAUUCCCUUCCUGCAAAAGGUGCUGUUGCACCCAGAGUUCCUCCAGGGCGUCGUCCACACUGGCUUUAUCGACAACACCAAGGAGCUUUUCAACUUCCCCGUCCUGAAAAACCGCGCCCAGAAGCUGCUCACCUUCCUCGGCGAGAUUUGCGUCAACGGCUCGGCUGUGCAGGGCAUGGUUGGCGAGCCCGGCCCCAUCACGCCCAAGAUCCCCACCAUCACCAACCUCCCCGACCCGAUGGCCCCGCCACCGGCUGGCUGGCGCGACAUUUUGCUGGCCGAAGGCCCCGAAGGGUUUGCCAAAAAGCUCCGUGCCCACAAGAACGUGCUCAUCACCGACACCACCUGGCGUGAUGCUCACCAGAGCCAUCUCAUGACUCGCAUGCGCACGUACGACAUGGCGGCCGUUGCUCCCCACACGGCCCAUGUCAUGAGCAAGGCCUUCUCGCUCGAAAUGUGGGGCGGCGCCACGUUUGACGUUUCUCUGCGCUUCCUGCACGAGUGCCCUUGGGACCGUCUGCGCCAAUUGCGUGCGCUUGUGCCCAACAUUCCAUUCCAGAUGCUCCUCCGCGGUGCCAACGCUGUCGGCUACACUACCUACCCCGACAAUGUCGUGUUUGAGUUUGUCAAGACCGCCAAGGACAACGGCGUCGACAUUUUCCGCGUGUUUGACUCGCUCAAUUACGUUGAAAACCUCCGUCUUGGCAUCGAUGCUGUUCGCGCCGCGGGUGGUGUGAUUGAGGCUGCCAUCUGCUACACUGGCGACGUCCUCAACCCCAAGCGUCCAAAGUACAACCUUCCGUACUACAUUGGCCUGGUGGAGAAGCUCGUCGAGAUGGGCAUUCACAUUCUUGCCAUCAAGGACAUGGCUGGCUUGCUCAAGCCGCACGCUGCGACCGUGCUGAUUGGCGCCAUCCGCACCCGCUGGCCCGACCUGCCCAUCCACGUCCACACCCACGACACUGCGGGCACUGGCGUUGCCUCCAUGAUUGCCGCUGCGCAAGCCGGUGCGGAUGUGGUUGACGUGGCGACGGACGCCAUGUCCGGUCUGACCUCGCAGCCCUGCAUGGGCGCCGUCGUGACCUCCCUCAACGACCUUGGCCUGGGCGAGGCCUUCAACUUUGACCAACUCCAGGACCUCAACGGCUACUGGGGCCAAGUCCGUGCCCACUACCGCUGCUUUGACUCUGAGCAGAAGGCAAGCUCAUCGGACGUCUACCAGCACGAGAUGCCCGGCGGCCAGUACACCAACCUCUUCUUCCAGAGCAUGUCGCUUGGUCUGUCUGAGCAGUGGGGCGCCAUCAAAACGUCGUACGCGGCGGCCAACCGUCUCUUGGGCGACAUUGUCAAGGUCACCCCGAGCUCCAAGGUUGUGGGCGAUCUUGCCCAGUUCAUGGUCGCCAACGAGCUGGACGAGGAGAAGGUCAUUGCCCAAGCCGAUCGCCUCUCCUUCCCUUCCUCUGUCGUUCAGUACUUCCAAGGUCUGAUCGGCAUUCCGGAGGGUGGUUUCCCGGAGCCUCUUCGAACCAAGAUUGUGCGAAACUUGCCGUGCGUGCAGGGCCGACCUGGAGCCAACAUGCCUGCGCUGGAUCUGGUCAAGCUCAAGCGUGAUCUCGUCGAGCAGUUUGGCUCUUGGAUUACGGACACGGACGUCAUGAGCGCUGCCAUGUACCCCGAAGUGUUCAAGGAGUAUGCCCUGUUUGUCAACCACCUCGGCAACGUCGGCAUGGUUCCUACUUUUGCCUUCCUGAAGGCGCUGCCUGUGGGCGAAGAGCUGGUGGUCGACAUUGAGGCUGGCAAGCGUCUGUACAUCAAGUUGAUUGCCGUUGGCACAGAGACCGACCAGCGCGGCAUGCGCGAGGUGUUCUUUGAGCUGAAUGGCGAGGCGCGCAAGAUUUCCGUGCCCGACCGCUCGAUUGCGGUCGCCCAUGUGACUCGCGCCAAGGCCAGCGCUGACAUGCCCAACGAGGUUGGCUGUCCCAUGUCUGGAACCGUGAUUGAGCUGCGUGCCAAAGUGGGCGCUCCCCUCAAGCAAGGUGAUCCGAUCUGCGUGCUGAACGCCAUGAAGAUGGAGACGGUCGUCACCGCGCCUCUGUCGGGCACGUUGGAGCUCCUGAACGUGAAGGUUGGCGAAUCCCUGUCUGCUGGUGAUCUCGUCGCUCGAAUCAAGCCAGCCGCGCCGUAAACCCUGAGUCGGGGGUUUUUGUUGGUUUUGUCUUGUUUUUUUUUUGUUGUUGUUGUUUGUGAUUUUAGUCUGCUGUAGCAACUUUUUACGUAGUGGCUGUACUUGUCUGUAACGCGAAUAUUCUCAGUUCUGUAGAAAUUAGUUUUGACGUACUGCCCGCAUC